AUGUUCUCAGAUCCUCCCUGCGUUCUGUUUGACGAAAUCUUCUCAUCUGUACGCUUCAAAAUAANUGAGGCUGUACACCAAACAACCCAAGUUGGUUUAGGUCAAACAUUAUGUGUUGGUAUUGGAGGUGAUCCUUUUAAUGGUACAGACUUUAUUGACUGCUUAGAUGUAUUUCUUAAAGACCCAGAUACUAAAGGAAUUAUUCUUAUUGGAGAAAUUGGUGGUGUUGCAGAAGAACAAGCUGCAGAUUUUCUGAUAAAAAAUAAUUCAGGUCCUAAUGCAAAGCCUGUGGUGUCAUUUAUCGCCGGCUUAUCGGCCCCACCAGGCCGUCGUAUGGGUCACGCCGGUGCCAUUAUUUCUGGAGGAAAGGGAGGAGCACAAGAUAAGAUAAAUGCUCUUGAAAAGGCUGGAGUAAAGGUCACAAAGUCGCCAGCUCAGAUGGGUAGUGUACUUUUAAAAGAAAUGCGAGCACUUAAUCUUGCUUAAUAUAUAUUAAAGAAAAGUUUUAACGCUCGCAACCCAUAUACUUUUCUUUUUUUGUAUAUCUUGUAUUUUAUUGUUAUUAUAAAUUUACCUUUUAUCAGUUAUUGAUAAAGUAUAUAGUAAAACAUACCUAAAACUGUUGAAUGUUUAUUGAAUGUUUCUGACAGUAAUAAAAAUUCCACGUGCUAA
Messenger RNA from Agrilus planipennis (emerald ash borer), 672 nucleotides. Its product is annotated as succinate--CoA ligase [ADP/GDP-forming] subunit alpha, mitochondrial-like. Gene Ontology annotation, cellular component: succinate-CoA ligase complex (ADP-forming); mitochondrion. Gene Ontology annotation, molecular function: succinate-CoA ligase (ADP-forming) activity; succinate-CoA ligase (GDP-forming) activity. Bases 1 to 486 code for a protein of 161 amino acids. NCBI's taxonomy places the organism in Eukaryota, Metazoa, Arthropoda, Insecta, Coleoptera, Buprestidae. The record is from RefSeq and is a predicted model, not a curated record. The transcript has 4 exons. Gene Ontology annotation, biological process: tricarboxylic acid cycle.